AUGAGUGAAUCAGAUUCUGCUACUCCAACCUCAAAUAGUUCUGAUAAUGAUUCUAAAGUAAACAAUAAUGGUGAAGAUAAUAAUAACGAAGCCUCAACUACUAGUGAUAAUCUUUCUCCUACCAAUGAAAUUAAAAGAUUAUCAUCAGCUAGUGCUGCAACAACGACACAAAUUGCACCCGCUAAAACUGACAUCACAUCUACUGAAACUACCACCAAUGAUACCGUUACUGCUACUGGAGACGUAGAUAAAGCAACCAUUAAUUCAUCUAACAACACAAAGGCAUUUGAUGCUAUACCAAAAUCAUCAACAGAUGAUAAAUCUGCCGUUGAAUCAUCCGAUUGUGUUGUAAAAACUGAAGAAAUAUGGACUAGUAAUAAUAGUUCAACUUAUCCCUUUGGUCCUUACCCUCCAAAACCAACAAAAACUUACGAAAAUCAUACUUUGGAUCCUGUUCUUUUCAAUGAUCCUUCAAUGAAAUUAACUCCUGUAGCUGCUGCCUCGACUACUACUGCUCCAGUGAACUAUUAUGGUCAAUCUCCGAUUGGUUUGGCUCCACAUGAAACUGCUAAUUAUGCAAUGGCUCCAACACCACAAGAAUAUGCAUCGAUUGCUGCUUUGAAUGGCGGUGCAAGUUUUACUGUAACAAAUGAUAAACCACAAACAAUAUCCCCAAGAGUAUCCUCUCCUCAAGCUAUGAUGACCACCUUUAAUUCAAGAACUAUUUCAUCAACUCCCAAAAGAUAUAAAUGUGACAUUUGUCAAAAAAGAUUUACAAGACCAAGUUCUCUACAAACACAUAUGUAUAGUCAUACUGGUGAAAAACUAGAAGGAUGUGGACGUCACUUUUCAGUUGUCAGUAAUCUUCGUCGUCACCAAAAAAUUCAUGGGAAUAAUAAUGAUGCAUCACCUAAUGUGACUAAUGUGACACCUUCCACAACUUAA
Molecule: messenger RNA, 945 nt
Organism: Entrophospora sp. SA101
Lineage: Eukaryota; Fungi; Glomeromycota; Glomeromycetes; Entrophosporales; Entrophosporaceae
Source: the annotation of a GenBank genome assembly